Molecule: messenger RNA, 2835 nt
Organism: Aphanomyces invadans
Lineage: Eukaryota; Oomycota; Saprolegniomycetes; Saprolegniales; Verrucalvaceae
Exons: 11
Coding region: 1-2835 (944 amino acids)
Biological process (GO): 7-methylguanosine mRNA capping
Molecular function (GO): mRNA guanylyltransferase activity; metal ion binding; ATP binding
Source: RefSeq, a predicted model, not a curated record
AUGAGCGCGGCGACGGUCGCGCCGAUCCCGGACGAAGUCGGGCUCUUGCUAACUCCCCAGCAACGCAAUGCUGUGCAAGACCGUGUGAAUGCGCUCUUGGGAUGGAACUCGCGGGAACUUGCGCCCAUGUCGACGAGCAUGCCCAUGCUCCGGUCCCAUCGAAAGCAAAUUGUCGACCUCGGGUAUCUCGUGGGGUCGCUAUGGACCGGCAUCCGGUACUUGGCGCUUCUCGUGUCAGGACGUUGCUACUUUAUCGCACACAACUACGAGAUCCGCGAGACGUGGUUGUUUGCGCCGCUGCGGCAACAAGACCGACCGCAGUCCAUGGCAAACGCCAGUGAGAACGAGCCGAGCCAGCACGUAUGGACGAUUCUCGAUGGCACGCUUGUGCUCAACCAGGACAAGCUGUGCUACGUCAUCUCGGACAUGCUUGCGAUGAACGGCGUGUCCGUGAUGUCGCUCAAACUCGAGGACCGCCUCAAGACGAUCCAGAACUCGGUCAUCAGUCCGCUGCUCAAAAUUCCCAUGGCCAAGGGCCAUCCCCCGAGCCAGUUUUCACUGCUCUUCCCACCCAACCGACCAUUGAACAAGAUGGCGAGCUCGGUCCGACAGCUCACACCGGUGCCAACGAACACAGCCGUCCAGCACGCAGGACUCAUGUUCAUCCCGCUCUCGCUGCCGUACGCUCCUGGCCACAGCAAAGGCGUGUACUACUGGACGUAUCCAUCCGCGGCUUCCGCCUUUUUCCAGCUCGGCGUCGACUGGCGCGGCAUGCCCAAGAAACCUGUUUUCAAACUCAACGUGUUUGACAAAGGCAUGAAUGUCUUCUACGACUGGAUCACGUUUCCUCAAGACGCGUACGACCACUUUUGCGCCGACAAGAAGGUGUCCCACCGCAUUAUCGAGUGUGUUUUCGACCCGGACAUGCCGACAUUUAUCCCGUCGGACGACAAGAGCGACAAUAGCGGCCACACCAACUUUCACCAUGACGUGCACGGCGUGGGGUAUCGAAAAGGUGGUUGGAAGCUCAUCCGUGUGCGAAAAGACAUGGGUCGGCCCCACGAGCGAGCGCACGUCGGCGCGCUCGAGAAAGCGCUCGUGCACGACCCGAUUCGCAGCGACGAGCUCGAGUUUUUCUUUACGGACCACCACCACCAAUACCCGUCGAAAGCGCCGCCAGCGACCGCGACUGGACCGACGCUGUCGUCGAUGCCUCCGCCAAACCUCGCGCCCGACGAAAUCGAAAAGUGGAAAAAAAGCGGCGGCGGCGGCGGACCGACCGGCCAAGGCGUGUGCUACGACUUUCAAAACAAAGGCGUGUGCCAACGCGGCGCCAAGUGCCACUUUUCCCACUGCGCGUGCCACAACGUGUGCCAGUGCACGCCGGCGGCGCACACGUACGGCCAACGGCCCGACUUUCGACGGAAUGAUCUCGACGCCCCGCCGCCCGAGACCCUCCUCGGCCCGACAGAGUCGUCGUCCGGAGCCGACGGCACAACCGCGCCGACGGGACCGCUAGACGACCACCAUGGCAACGGCGGCGUGGAAGGAGGCAUCGAAGCCAGCGCGGCGAGUGCUGGUGUCGCGAAAGGAGCUGUCCUGGAAUGUCUUGGUGGCGCGGCCACCAUCGCGACAUCUCGCGCGUCCAAGCAGCUCGCGACGGCAGUCUCGUCCGGCGUGUACGCACCAUUGACGUCAUGCGACAAGGAAGCAGUGGCGGCGAAGCGCGCGCUGCUCACGGCGACGGCCAACCGACGGAUGUGGUCGAGUCUGGGCGUACUCGACGCGGCCGAUGGAGGCGGCGCCAAGAAGAAGCUCAAGAAGGCGCCUGGACGUAGCGCCAAAGUCGGAUGGAUUGUGAGUGCGCUGGGCGAAGUCUCCGGCCACACCAACUUUCACCAUGACGUGCACGGCGUGGGGUAUCGAAAAGGUGGUUGGAAGCUCAUCCGUGUGCGAAAAGACAUGGGUCGGCCCCACGAGCGAGCGCACGUCGGCGCGCUCGAGAAAGCGCUCGUGCACGACCCGAUUCGCAGCGACGAGCUCGAGUUUUUCUUUACGGACCACCACCACCAAUACCCGUCGAAAGCGCCGCCAGCGACCGCGACUGGACCGACGCUGUCGUCGUUGCCUCCGCCAAACCUCGCGCCCGACGAAAUCGAAAAGUGGAAAAAAAGCGGCGGCGGCGGCGGACCGACCGGCCAAGGCGUGUGCUACGACUUUCAAAACAAAGGCGUGUGCCAACGCGGCGCCAAGUGCCACUUUUCCCACUGCGCGUGCCACAACGUGUGCCAGUGCACGCCGGCGGCGCACACGUAUGGCCAACGGCCCGACUUUCGACGGAAUGAUCUCGACGCCCCGCCGCCCGAGACCCUCCUCGGCCCGACAGAGUCGUCGUCCGGAGCCGACGGCACAACCGCGCCGACGGGACCGCUAGACGACCACCAUGGCAACGGCGGCGUGGAAGGAGGCAUCGAAGCCAGUGGGGCGAGUGCUGGUGUCGCGAAAGGAGCUGUCCUGGAAUGUCUUGGUGGCGCGGCCACCAUCGCGACAUCUCGCGCGUCCAAGCAGCUCGCGACGGCAGUCUCGUCCGGCGUGUACGCACCAUUGACGUCAUGCGACAAGGAAGCAGUGGCGGCGAAGCGCGCGCUGCUCACGGCGACGGCCAACCGACGGAUGUGGUCGAGUCUGGGCGUACUCGACGCGGCCGAUGGAGGCGGCGCCAAGAAGAAGCUCAAGAAGGCGCCUGGACGUAGCGCUAAAGUCGGAUGGAUUGUGAGUGCGCUGGGCGAAGUCUCGUACGUGCGUGGUGCCACGGCGGGCGGUGACAAAGCAUAG